CAACCACGUCUGUGGGAUGGUCCAGUAGGCCUCUAGUGCUGCUUCCUGGCAUGCGUUCCAGCGUGGGUGCACAUGCUCUGGCGACGGAUCAGGGAAUCUGACUGCGACGGGAUGGACAACAUGACUAGCGCCAGCCAUUGCGCCCCCACCUCUGGGGGGUAAAUCUCUCGUGCGGGUCUAGGGAGGACCUACCCCACAUUCCGAGACCCAGGAUGCGUGCUCGAACGACGAGUCUUUAAAGGCAGCAAAGGCAUUCCAAGCUCGUAUGGGGAACUUGCUCGCCGCCACAGAAGUCGAGAAUGGUCAAGAAUUACACCAUUGUCCAUCUGGAUUGGGUCGGCCACGAUGACAAGUCCGCAUCGAAGCUCAUCACAGCAACACUCGUGGCGGUCCUCGUCGCUUACGUGACUUACAACCUGUUUCUGCACCCGCUCGCCGGUAUUCCCGGCCCCUUCAUCUCGCGCUCGGGCCUGUGGAGCUACCGGGUCAACCGCGCAAUCUUCCGCGACGCAUCUCAAAGUUACGACAAGCUUCACGACGACUAUGGCGCGUACGUACGCAUUGGUCGUAACCAUGUCAUGACGGCCGAUCCGGCUGCAGUCAAUGUCCUCUAUGGUCACUCGUCCAAGUGGACAAAAUCUGGAUUUUAUCAUCUCUUCCGCCUGGGACCGCCCAAGGGGAUCAUGAGCGAGACAGAUGUGAAGAAGCACGCGGCGCUGCGGAGAGCAUCGAGCAGUGCCUACUCGAUAAGCGCGCUUCUUGAGCUGGAAGUCUCUGUUGACAUCAUGGUCGAGAAGUUGUUCAGGCAACUGGACGGCUUUGUCGAGCGCAAGCAGCCCUGGAAUGCUGGACUCUGGCUUCAGUGGUUCGCAAUGGAUGUGGUUGGCGAUCUCGCCUUUGGAAAAAACUUUGGCCUCAUCGAGAAGGCUACCGAUACAAACAACCUGAUCCCCGCCGUCGAGGACUUCGUCUUUGUUGCCACCCUGAUGGGCACCUUUCCGACCAUCGGCGACCCGCUCUUCACGGCCGCCAGCGCGGCAGGUGCAGGGGGCCGAGGUGCUGCCCAUCUCAUGCAGGUGACACAAGAGAGCGUGAAAGCGCGGCUCAAAAGGGCCGAGGAGAUCGUAAAGGCUGGCGGGACCACCGACGAACUCCAGAAGGAUAUGCUCUCUCGUUUCCUCCGCGCAAAGGAUCCAGAGACGGGAAAGAAGCUGACGGUUGACCAAAUCUGCACCAGCGCCACCCAAGUCGUCGGAGCCGGGAGCGACACGACGGCCAUUACGAUGCGAGCAAUCAUCUACUACACCCUCGUGACACCCGGUGUAUACGAAAAGCUAAUGGAAGAAUUGGAAGCGGCAGUCAGUAACGGCAGCCUUACCUUCCCUACCCCGUACAACGAGGGCGUCAAACUCGAGUACUUCCAGGCCAUCGUCAAAGAGGCGCUCCGCUACUAUCCAGCAGUUCCCUGGCCGAUGCCGAGGGUCGCGCCGGAAGGCGGGGCGCAUAUUGGCGAUCACUACUUUCCCCCAGGCAGCCGUGUUGGCAUGUCUGCGUACGCCUACCAUCGCCGAGCGUACGGUCACGAUUCGAAGCGCUUUCGGCCCGAGCGGUGGAUCGAAGCGACAGACGAAGAGAAGAAAGAGAUGGAGAAGAACCUGCUGAGCUUCGGAGGAGGCGCGAGGGUCUGCAUCGGCAGGAACAUCUCCAUCAUGGAGAUGACGAAAGUCAUCCCCUACCUCUUCUGGACCUACCACUUUUCCAUCACACCCAGAGGCCCCGGCUCGCCGCACAAAUACAAGCAGGGCAGGGGUUCCGAUGGGGUGCUGGACUCCGAGUCAUGGUACGUGAAGUCGUCUUGGUUCUCGAGCCAGUACGACUUCUUCCUCGAUGUGAAGAAACGCGACGUCGAGGCAGUCCAGUAGUGAUUUGUGGCAUGAUCUAGCUCGAAAUAACGGAUUGCUAAGACCUCAAAGUGUUUAUAGCUCAUUGAACAUUGCCAAGAGACUGUACACGAGGUGUAUGGAAGACGGCAAGUCAAAAAGAGGCGUGCUUCGCGGUAUAUGCAUCUCUUGAAGUAAAGGGCAGGAUGACUCAAGAUGUAUCUACGCCUUUCUUGUGACAUGGACAACCUGCAUUCCUC
Messenger RNA from Acaromyces ingoldii, 2140 nucleotides. Its product is annotated as cytochrome P450. The transcript is spliced from 4 exons. NCBI's taxonomy places the organism in Eukaryota, Fungi, Basidiomycota, Exobasidiomycetes, Exobasidiales, Cryptobasidiaceae. Bases 300 to 1922 code for a protein of 540 amino acids. The record is from RefSeq and is a predicted model, not a curated record. Gene Ontology annotation, molecular function: iron ion binding; oxidoreductase activity, acting on paired donors, with incorporation or reduction of molecular oxygen; monooxygenase activity.